Penicillium macrosclerotiorum is the source of this 4590-nucleotide messenger RNA. RefSeq lists its product as uncharacterized. Gene Ontology annotation, cellular component: U5 snRNP; catalytic step 2 spliceosome. Gene Ontology annotation, biological process: spliceosomal tri-snRNP complex assembly; mRNA splicing, via spliceosome. The coding region runs from base 1 to 4590 and encodes 1529 amino acids. Gene Ontology annotation, molecular function: U1 snRNA binding; U6 snRNA binding; U5 snRNA binding. The record is from RefSeq and is a predicted model, not a curated record. The transcript has a single exon. Lineage: Eukaryota; Fungi; Ascomycota; Eurotiomycetes; Eurotiales; Aspergillaceae.
AUGGCAUCGUUGCCUCCGCCGCCACCUCCUCCUCCGGGAUGGGGUGCUGCUCCUCCAUCGAUGCCGCUGGCGCCGCCGCCUCCUGGCUACCAACCGCCCGCCGACCCGAACGUCGCCAAAUUUGCGCAGAAGAAGAAUGAGUGGUUGCGUACACAGCGCAGUCGCUUUGGUGAGAAGCGGAAGGGUGGAUUCGUUGAGACUCAGAAGGCGGACAUGCCACCUGAGCAUUUGCGAAAAAUUGUGAAGGAUAUUGGCGAUGUUUCUCAGAAGAAAUUCACCAACGAGAAGCGUAGCUAUCUUGGCGCGUUGAAGUUUAUGCCCCAUGCUGUCCUCAAGCUGCUGGAGAACAUGCCAAUGCCUUGGGAAUCAGCAAGAGAAGUCAAGGUAUUGUAUCACGUCAAUGGAUGUUUGACAAUUGUGAACGAGACUCCUCGCGUUAUCGAACCUGUCUUCCAUGCGCAGUGGGCUACCAUGUGGAUGUGCAUGCGUCGUGAGAAGAGUGAUCGUCGACACUUCAAGCGGAUGCGUUUCCCUCCGUUCGAUGACGAAGAGCCGCCGCUUUCGUGGUCAGAGAAUAUCGAGGAUGUUGAACCUCUGGAGCCGAUCCAGAUGGAGCUCGAUGAGGAGGAAGAUGCCGCAGUCUACGAAUGGUUCUACGACCACCGACCUCUUCUCGAUACUCCCCAUGUUAAUGGACCGAGUUACAAGAGCUGGAACUUGUCACUGCCGCAAAUGGCAACCCUACAUCGACUGAGUCAUCAGCUGCUCAGCGACGUGGUUGACGAGAACUACUUUCACAUGUUUGACCUCAACAGCUUCUUCACAGCAAAAGCCUUGAAUGUUGCUAUCCCUGGUGGGCCUCGUUUCGAGCCUCUCUACAAGGAUAUUGACCCGAACGACGAGGACUUCAGCGAGUUCAACGCCAUUGACCGCAUUAUCUUCCGCGCCCCCAUCCGGACCGAAUACCGUGUCACCUUCCCCUUCUUGUAUAAUACCCUACCCCGCAGUGUAAAGGUCGCCUGGUACUCUCACCCUCAGGUGGUCUAUGUUCGCACCGAGGAUCCCAACCUUCCCGCUUUCUACUUCGACCCUGUCAUUAAUCCUAUUUCCUCUCGUUCCGUUGCCCCGAAGAACAUCACUAUCAGCCACGAGGACGAGCUCUUCGGCCCCGAUAACAAUGAAGAUGAUUUCGAGCUCCCCGGAGAGGUUGAGCCAUUCUUCAAUGACGAGGAACUCUAUACUCAGGAUACCGCCUCUGCCAUCGCUCUGUGGUGGGCCCCUCACCCUUUCGACAAGCGCUCUGGAAAGAUGGUCCGUGCUCAGGAUGUUCCGCUUGUCAAGCAGUGGUAUCUUGAGCACUGCCCUCAGGGUCAGCCUGUGAAGGUUCGAGUGUCUUAUCAGAAGCUGCUCAAGACUUUCGUGCUCAACGAGUUGCACAAGAGCAAGCCCAAGGCUCAAAACAAGCAGAAUCUGUUGAAGACCUUGAAGACAACUAAGUUCUUCCAACAGACCACAAUUGACUGGGUGGAGGCCGGCCUUCAAGUCUGUCGUCAGGGUUUCAAUAUGCUGAACUUGUUGAUUCACCGAAAGAACUUGACCUAUUUGCAUCUUGACUAUAACUUCAACUUGAAGCCCGUUAAGACCUUGACUACCAAAGAGCGCAAGAAGUCUCGCUUUGGAAACGCUUUCCAUCUUAUGAGAGAAAUUUUGCGUUUGACUAAGUUAAUUGUCGACGCCCAAGUUCAAUACCGUUUGGGCAAUAUCGAUGCUUUCCAGCUGGCCGAUGGUAUCUUGUAUGCCUUCAACCACGUUGGUCAGCUUACCGGUAUGUACCGAUACAAGUAUAAGUUGAUGCACCAGAUUCGUUCAUGCAAGGAUUUGAAGCACUUGAUUUACUACCGUUUCAACUCUGGUCCCGUUGGUAAGGGUCCUGGUUGUGGUUUCUGGGCCCCUGCCUGGCGAGUGUGGCUAUUCUUUAUGCGCGGUAUCAUUCCCCUCCUCGAGAGAUGGCUUGGAAACUUGCUUUCUCGUCAGUUCGAGGGCCGACACAGCAAGGGUGUUGCCAAGACUGUGACCAAGCAGCGUGUUGAAUCCCACUUCGACUUGGAGCUGCGCGCCUCUGUUAUGGCCGAUCUCAUGGACAUGAUGCCUGAGGGCAUUAAGCAGAACAAGGUCAAUGUUGUCUUGCAGCACUUGUCCGAGGCCUGGCGAUGCUGGAAGAGUAAUAUCCCUUGGAAGGUUCCUGGCCUCCCUGCUCCUAUUGAGAACAUCAUUCUCCGAUACGUCAAGAGCAAGGCUGAUUGGUGGAUUUCGGUCGCCCACUACAACCGUGAACGAAUUCGCCGUGGUGCCACUGUCGACAAGACAGUUGCAAAGAAGAAUCUGGGUCGUCUCACUCGUCUCUGGUUGAAGUCCGAGCAAGAACGGCAGCACAACUAUCUCAAGGAUGGUCCUUACGUGUCCUCCGAGGAGGCGGUCGCAAUCUAUACCACCAUGGUGCACUGGCUGGAGUCUCGCAAGUUCUCGCCCAUUCCUUUCCCUGGUGUGUCUUACAAGCACGAUACCAAGAUUCUCAUCUUGGCCCUCGAGCGUCUUCGCGAAUCCUACUCUGUGAAGGGUAGACUGAACCAGAGCCAGCGUGAGGAGCUUGCCCUUAUCGAGCAGGCAUAUGACUCUCCCCAGACAACUCUCGCCAGAAUCAAGCGUUUUCUCCUGACUCAGCGAGCUUUUAAGGAAGUCGGAAUUGACAUGAAUGACAACUAUAACAACAUCAACCCUGUUUACGACAUCGAGCCCAUCGAGAAAAUCACUGAUGCCUACUUGGAUCAAUAUCUCUGGUACCAGGCUGAGCAGCGCCACCUGUUCCCUGCUUGGAUUAAGCCGUCUGAUUCCGAGGUGCCACCCCUUCUUACAUAUAAGUGGACCCAGGGUAUCAACAACCUGUCGAACGUUUGGGAGACCGCUGAUGGCGAGACCAAUGUGAUGAUUGAAACCGAACUUUCGAAGGUUUACGAGAAGAUGGAUCUCACCCUGUUGAACCGUAUGCUUCGUCUUAUUAUGGAUCCCAACUUGGCGGACUACAUCACCUCGAAAAAUAACGUCCAGCUCAGCUACAAGGACAUGAACCACACCAACAGCUAUGGUUUGAUUCGUGGUCUUCAGUUCUCUGGAUUCGUGUUCCAGUACUAUGGUUUAAUGAUUGAUCUGCUACUCCUUGGUCUGCAGCGAGCUAGCGAAAUGGCCGGUCCACCCGCCAGCCCCAACGACUUCUUGCAGUUCCGCGAUCGUGCCACCGAAACCCGUCACCCCAUCCGUCUUUAUACUCGUUACGUCGACAAGAUUUGGGUCUUCUUCCGUUUCAACGCAGAUGAGUCUCGAGAUCUCAUCCAGCGAUUUUUGACUGAGAAUCCCGACCCUAAUUUCGAGAAUGUCAUCGGCUACAAGAAUAAGAAGUGCUGGCCUCGUGAUUGCCGUAUGCGCUUGAUGCGUCACGAUGUCAACCUCGGUCGUGCUGUCUUCUGGGAUAUGAAGAACCGCCUCCCCAGGUCUAUUACCACCAUUGAAUGGGACGACACUUUCGCUAGUGUUUACAGCAAAGAUAAUCCCAACUUGCUAUUCUCCAUGAGCGGCUUCGAGGUCCGGAUUCUCCCCAAGAUCCGGAACCAGAAUGAGGAGUUCUCGGUCAAGGACAGUGUUUGGUCUCUUGUUGAUCAAACUACCAAGGAGCGGACUGCCCAUGCUUUCCUCCAGGUCACUGAGGAGGAUAUUCAGAAGUUCAACAAUCGUAUUCGCCAGAUUCUGAUGUCCUCUGGAUCGACUACCUUCACCAAGAUUGCCAACAAGUGGAACACCGCUCUUAUUGCUCUCUUCACAUACUACCGUGAGGCCGCGGUGUCGACCGUCAACCUCCUCGACACCAUCGUCAAAUGUGAAACCAAGAUCCAGACCCGUGUCAAGAUUGGUCUGAACUCUAAGAUGCCUUCUCGUUUCCCUCCGGCAGUCUUUUACACUCCCAAGGAACUUGGUGGUCUCGGUAUGAUCUCAGGUUCUCAUAUCCUCAUCCCCACCAGCGACAAGCGCUGGUCCAAGCAAACUGACACCGGCAUCACCCACUUCCGGGCGGGUAUGUCGCAUGAUGAGGAGACGCUAAUUCCCAACAUCUUCCGAUACAUCAUUCCCUGGGAGGCUGAGUUUAUCGAUUCCCAACGAGUAUGGAUGGAGUAUUCUCAGAAGCGUAUGGAAGCUCAGCAGCAGAACCGUCGUCUGACUCUUGAGGAUCUCGAAGACAGCUGGGACCGUGGUCUUCCUCGUAUCAACACUCUGUUCCAGAAGGACCGCAGCACUCUCAGCUUCGACAAGGGUUUCCGUCUCCGCGCCGAGUUCAAGCAGUACCAGCUUAUGAAGAGCAAUCCUUUCUGGUGGACUAGCCAGCGUCACGAUGGUAAACUCUGGAACCUGAAUGCCUACCGCACAGAUGUCAUCCAAGCAUUGGGUGGUGUGGAAACUAUUCUUGAGCAUACCUUGUUCAAGGCAACUGCGUUCCCAUCCUGGGAAGGUCUGUUCUGGGUACGUGAACAAUCCUUCUUAUAA